This is a messenger RNA of Polistes dominula (European paper wasp), 402 nucleotides long. RefSeq names its product protein stunted. Lineage: Eukaryota; Metazoa; Arthropoda; Insecta; Hymenoptera; Vespidae. Gene Ontology annotation, molecular function: proton-transporting ATP synthase activity, rotational mechanism. Gene Ontology annotation, cellular component: mitochondrial inner membrane. Gene Ontology annotation, biological process: proton motive force-driven mitochondrial ATP synthesis. The record is from RefSeq and is a predicted model, not a curated record.
AUUUUCAUGAUUUGUAGUCGAGAAACUACUGUAUGUCUCUUUGCAGUAAACGUAAGCCAGUCUAAUUCAUUCUUGUAAUAACAUAAAUUAAUAAAAAUGUCGGUGUGGAGACAAGCAGGAUUAAACUAUAUAAAUUAUUCUCAAAUUGCUGCCAGGCUUGUUAGACAAGCUUUAAAAAGUGAUAUAAGAGUAGAAGCUCAAAAGCGUGACGAGAGUAACGUUAAAUUUACUCAAUGGAAAGAUGGAAAACCAGUCAAAAAACAGUAAAUAUCUGUAUCACAGCUGGGUAGGAAAAUUCAUCCGAUAUAUUUACAUUUAUAGAAAUAACUUAUGUAUGAUGAUCCUAAUUCACAUAUGAAAUAAAAUCAUCUUCCACUUUGUCAUGGCUAUUUUUUAGCUUAA